AACUAACAUCUAUCGCAACUAUUUUCCAAUUCCAGGGCUUUUUCUUUGCUGAAAUUUUCUAGGGAAACAAACAGACAGAAUGGCUUGCUUGUCAUACAACUUUGGUGUUUCCAUAAAAUUUGUGAGCAAUCCUUCCCACCGUUCUUCAAAUCUAUUUACAGCCAAUCAACGACUGUGCGCCUUCGUGAAUUCGUCACUCUUUAGUUAUGUGCAACGCUGCAAUUGGAACUCUGUUAAUCUUCAAAGUUCUCACCGUUUCAAGGGCUAUCGACACUUCACACCUGUCUUCAACGUCAACAGGGUAGCUUCAGAGAAUAUCACUUCAGAAGAAAGGGUGGUUGUGUUGGUCAUUGGAGGAGGGGGAAGGGAACAUUCACUUUGUUACGCUUUAAAGAGAUCUCCCUCUUGUGAUGCCGUCUUUUGUGCGCCUGGCAAUGCUGGAAUCUCCAGCUCAGGGGAUGCAACUUGUAUUUCAGACCUUGAUAUCUCUAAUAGCUCAGCUGUGAUUUCCUUUUGCCACAAGUGGGGAGUUGGACUUGUGGUGGUGGGACCAGAGGCUCCUCUUGUUGCAGGCCUUGCUAAUGAUCUUGUUAAGGCUGGAAUUCCUACUUUUGGCCCUUCUUCACAGGCUGCAGCUUUGGAAGGUUCCAAGAAUUUUAUGAAGAACUUGUGUGACAAAUAUGGAAUUCCCACUGCUAAGUAUCAAACUUUCACAGACCCAGCUGCUGCCAAAAAUUAUAUUAAAGAGCAAGGCGCCCCUAUUGUUAUUAAAGCAGAUGGAUUGGCUGCUGGAAAAGGAGUUGUAGUUGCAAUGACGCUAAAGGAGGCCUAUGAAGCUGUUGAAUCAAUGCUUGUAAAGGGUGAUUUUGGUUCUGCUGGUUGCUGUGUCAUUGUUGAGGAAUAUUUGGAAGGAGAGGAAGCGUCAUUCUUCGCCCUCGUGGAUGGAGAGACUGCCAUACCUUUAGAAUCUGCUCAGGACCAUAAACGAGUAGGGGAUGGUGAUGCAGGGCCUAAUACUGGUGGAAUGGGGGCAUACUCUCCAGCACCUGUCUUGACAAAAGAACUCCAGUCGUUAGUAAUGAAAUCAAUAAUUCUCCCCACAGUAAAAGGAAUGUUAGAAGAGGGCUGCAAGUUUGUUGGGGUUUUGUAUGCUGGACUUAUGAUCGAGAAGAGCUCCAGACUCCCAAAGCUAAUUGAGUACAAUGUGCGCUUUGGAGAUCCAGAAUGCCAGGUCCUAAUGGUCCGUUUGGAGUCUGAUCUGGCGCAAGUUCUGCUUGCGGCUUGCAAGGGAGAGCUAAGUGGAGUAUCUCUAGAUUGGUCCCCUGGAUCAGCCAUGGUGGUGGUCAUGGCAAGUCAGGGGUACCCCGGAAGCUAUGAGAAAGGAACUGUGAUUCAGAACCUAGAAGAAGCAGAGCAUGUUGCUUCAUCUGUUAAAAUAUUCCAUGCUGGAACUGGUCACGAUUCGGAUGGAAAUUUCAUUGCGACAGGGGGUCGUGUUCUUGGGAUCACAGCAACGGGCAGGGAUCUUGAAGAAGCAAGGGAUAAAGCUUACCAAGCAGUUGAGCAAAUCAACUGGCCAGGAGGGUUCUACCGGAGAGAUAUCGGUUGGAGAGCACUCUCCCAAAAACAAUUGUCUACAUAAGGGUGAGUUGUUUAAAUUAUCUGAAUUAUGGGGUGUGAGAUAAAUCAAGGUGCCCCAUUUGAAUACACGAACGUUGUCUAAGAUUGAGAAAUAUGUGAGAAACAGGAGAUUGACGGCUUGUUUUGAUGGUGAGGGGUUUAAUAAUUAAGUACCUUCCAAUUAAUUACCCACAGAAAGACAGCCAUUUACUUUGUAUCAAGAGAUUGAAAUGAUGGAUUCAGUGGAAUUGUUAAGUUUUGCAUAGAGAUUAACAAGUUGGGCUAGUCUGAUGUGAGUGCAAGCUGAGGUAUGUAGUUAUGCAUUGAAACCAUUGUUGUCUUGUCUUCGGUAAUUGCUGUAAGUUACAUGUAUGAAAUUGCAGCAUUCACUGCAAGUUACAUGUGUUGUCACUUUAUUUUAUCUUUGGAUUGACCUCUUCAAAGUAGAGAUUAAACUGCAUAUUAUGUAUCUCUUUUAAAUCCCACUAUAG
Molecule: messenger RNA, 2111 nt
Organism: Ilex paraguariensis (yerba mate)
Lineage: Eukaryota; Viridiplantae; Streptophyta; Magnoliopsida; Aquifoliales; Aquifoliaceae
Source: the annotation of a GenBank genome assembly